Phragmites australis (common reed) is the source of this 492-nucleotide messenger RNA. Its product is annotated as putative lipid-binding protein AIR1. The record is from RefSeq and is a predicted model, not a curated record. Lineage: Eukaryota; Viridiplantae; Streptophyta; Magnoliopsida; Poales; Poaceae. The transcript has a single exon. Bases 1 to 492 code for a protein of 163 amino acids.
AUGGCAACGGCACGCAAAACAGGUAGUAGCACGGCCAUGCUCGCCGCCGUUCUGACGCUAAACCUCCUCCUCCUCCACGCAACGACCCUCUCGGAGUCAUGCAGUUCGUGCCCCAAGUCGCCGCUCGUGCCGGCUCCAUGCUCCCCGACGAAGCCGCCGAGCCCCACGUCUCCGCCGCCGAGCGGGGGCAAGUGCCCGGUGAACGCGCUGAAGCUGGGGGCGUGCGCGAGCGUGCUGGGAGGGCUGGUGAGCCUGGAGCUGGGGCAGCAGGGCUCGCCCACGUCGUCGUCGUCGUCCAACUCCAAGAAGCAGCCGUGCUGCGAGCUCCUCGGCGGGCUGGCGGACCUAGACGCGGCCGUGUGCCUGUGCACGGCGCUCCGGGCCAACGUGCUGGGCGUCCUCGAGCUGAGCCUCCCUGUCGAGCUCAGCGUCCUCGUCAACUACUGCGGCAACAAGGUCCCGGCUGGCUUCCAGUGCCCCCUAGCUAAUUAA